Lachnellula hyalina is the source of this 2253-nucleotide messenger RNA. RefSeq names its product putative serine/threonine-protein kinase. Gene Ontology annotation, biological process: protein phosphorylation. The transcript has a single exon. Lineage: Eukaryota; Fungi; Ascomycota; Leotiomycetes; Helotiales; Lachnaceae. Gene Ontology annotation, molecular function: ATP binding; protein kinase activity. The record is from RefSeq and is a predicted model, not a curated record. Bases 1 to 2253 code for a protein of 750 amino acids.
AUGGCUCAAACCGAGAAGCCUCACACGAGAGCCGCAUCCACCGACCAAAGAACUACCUGGUCCUGGAGGAAGCUAUUCGGGAAAGACGAUAGUGCCAGUACCACAGCUCCACCACAGCCCCUACAAGAGGAUACUACACGGGCCGGCAUUGCACGCAGACUCUCGAGAAAAGUCGUGCCCGGAUUGCCUCGACCAGGAACAUUCCGAAGACAGCAAUCAGAGCUGCGAGACAAGCUGGAACCAAACACACCCAAUGCUGAUGAACGACGGACCGUCUCAGUAGACCGAAGGCGAAAUGCCUCGUUCCGAAACUCGUCUGUAAUUGUGGCUUCGAACCCUAGACUCAGUGCACCCGAGCUGUUGGAAACGACCGAGACGGUUGAGACAUUGUUGGAUAAUCAAAAGGUGCCACCGGUUACUACACAAGAGGAUGAGGCUCAGGAAUACGUAGACGUCUCGAAAGAGGCGUCGGCUAUUGACACGGCGUCUAUAUGUACAGAGGCGUUUGAUGAAAUGAUACUCGAGGAGCUCGAACGAAAGUGGAUCCUGAAUCUCAGCAUGCACUUCCGGGAUAAGUCCAAGAGGGAGAAGUUCUUCGUUACCUUUGCAGAGAAACCCACGCAUUGGAGGCGUGUGACUAUCUCGUUGGAUUAUAGAGAUUGUCCAGAGGGCUCUUUGGAAGAGGAGCUCAUGCGGACGAGAUUUCAACGAGACAAGAGUGCACGGAUAUAUGAAGCUAUUCGGGAAUCGCUGCCUGAUAUCCAAUUCUACGACACCGUGACAAACCUGAAAUUACAGACCGAGAACGAACGGCUUCAUGUGCAUGUGGUCGAGGAUCUCUCUGAGAUUAUUUCAUAUCCUCCCGUCAGAUCUAUCAAUCAUCUCAAUUGUCGACGGAUCCGAGAAGACGAACUUGUUUUUGAAUCUCAUCUCUCUGGUUUCGUCUACAAGGUUCAAGUUGAUGGUCAGGUGUUUAUCAAGAAAGAAAUCCCCGGUCCUGAUACGGUCGAUGAAUUCCUCUACGAGAUCAACGCUCUUCAUCAGCUUUCUGGCUCUCGCAGUGUGAUCCAGUUUGGAGGCGUCGUUCUCGAUAACAAAGGUGAGACUGUCAAGGGGCUUCUCAUCAGUUUUGCAGAGCAAGGUGCGCUGAUUGAUGUCAUCUACGAUGGCGAAGGAAAGAUUCCUUGGAGUCGAAGAGAACGGUGGGCAAGGCAAAUUGUUCAGGGUCUUUCCGAAAUUCACGAGUCAGGCUUUGUGCAGGGAGAUUUCACUCUUUCCAAUAUUGUCAUCGAUGCAUAUGAUAAUGCAAAGAUCAUUGACAUAAAUAGAAGAGGAUGUCCUGUCGGCUGGGAACCUCCUGAGGUCCGCGAUCUCAUUGAGAGCAAUCAGCGCAUUUCCAUGUACAUUGGCGUCAAGUCUGAUCUGUACCAAUUGGGAAUGGUGUUGUAUGCUCUGGCUACGCAACAUGAUGAGCCGGAAACGCAACGUCCAUUGACUGUAUCUGCUUUUCCUACGGAGAUUCCCGAUUAUUUCCUAGAUAUUUGCCGUCGUUGUCUUCAUGAUGAUCCCAGGCUCCGUACACAAGCUUCAACCUUGUUGACGUUUUUCCCGGAGAUGGAAGAGCCGUACCAAGAGCCUUUACGUUCAGUCCCAAUCGUGGUAGAUGCACGCCACACGGAUGAGAAGGCUUGUGGAAAUGGAAAUGGAAAUUAUCCCGAGAAGAAUGGGUUCCUAAACUCACCGUAUGGCCAACCUCCAGUACUGGAUAGUUCCAUCAACGUACACGAUUAUGCAGUAACAGAUGUAUCAGAUACCUCAGACAUCUAUCCCCGCAGAGGAAGGUCUCCCCCUCGGCUGGAAAUUUAUGAGCCAGAUGCUCCACUGCCAGUUUCUGGACCCGGCCCCGAAUUCAAACCCCAAAUAUCUACCAUCAGCUCAGAAUAUUUACACGAACAAACUACCGACACCCAAGGUGUAACAACAGAGCAAAUACAGACCAUAUUAGCCCUUGCCUCAGAUCUUCCAGACCAAGGACUACAGCACAUAGAAGUACAAAAACCCGCGAACACGACAGAAGAAUUGCCGCGGCCAACAGUAGCGGCCCAUACACCAGAUACGAGCACAUUGCCAGGAGCGGAUUUAGCAGGCGUUGGUGGUGCAGAAGGAAGCGCGCAUUUUGAGAUACCCCCUCCAGCGGCUUUAGAUGAAAAUGAUUUGAUGAUUAUGACUGAUAUGCAUGAGCAAGCGAUAUAA